UCUCAGACUCUACAUGUCUCUGUCGCUAAGGCAACCAAUGCCUUUUCCCACUCGCGCUCUAUAACUCCUCUCUCCUCUCUGUCUCUCUCAUUCCCUCUACUCAGCCAGAGAGAGAGAUGACCGGAAGAGAGGGGUCCCUGUGAACAGAACGAAGCGAUGGAGAGAUGCUCCAUCUCUCCUGUCACACGACUGACCACCCUCAGUUGCUUCUCAUUACUCCUGGUUGCCGCGACGAUACCGCCCUCCACCUGUAACCGAGACAACGGCGAAAGCGAGGGGCAGGUGGAGGCCCUCUCGGCCCCGCUGUCCGUCACCGACCAGGCCACGCCCACGCCUCUCUGGGCGGUGGACUGGGGCCCGACGCACCCCCUGGAGGACGAGACGCAUCACUUCCUGUCCAGCCAGGAAACCGACCACCAAGUGGCCACAACGUCAGCCGAGACUUGGUCGCAUCAUCAGGGUGCGCCGGGCAGCACCGAGCCCCAGGAGUCUCUGCUGGAAGCCAGGGACGCGGAGGGAGAGGAGGACGGAGAGAAGGAGGCGGAGGAAAGGCAACCGGAGGAAGUGGACCCUCAGUUCUACGUCACAGUGACCAUCUCUUCCCUGCUCAUCCUGACAGCAGUCAUCAUAACAGCCAAACUCUGUUACGACCGCAGCUGUUCCCAGCACCCACCCCCGCUUUCCCGUGGCGUGGCCCCCCCCCUCUCGCUCGCCCUCCCUCGCUCCCUCGCCAUGGAGGACAGCCGGCAGACGCUGCACAGCACCCCCUCCUUUACCGACAGGGAGAGGAUACCUGUGGUGAAUCUUUAAGGCGUCUCUUUCCGAUUUGAUACACAUUUCCACGGGACAUGAAGAAGAACAUCUACGCCACCUGAGGGUGUGCCCACGGCGCUCAAUGAUUUCUCUCAGACUGUGAAAUGAAAUCAGGACUCUCCAUAUCCGUGAUUGCCAAAACUCCCCAGUUCCCCCAAGGUCUAGAAAACACAAUCUCUUCCUGCUGACCUUGUCUCUACUCCCUCACCUCGCCUCGUGUCUCCUUCCUCUCUUCCUCUGCCUCCUCUGUGCUUGGUGUAAAUCUUCCCAUUUUAUAUGCCUCUGUGUCACUGUGGACUGUUGUGGUUUAUAUUCCCCUGUACCGCCUCUAGCCAUGGUUAACAGCCUGCGCUUUACCUGCCAUGACUAAUUUGCAAGCAAAAACCCUGUUAGGCACCCAGAGAACACCCCCCACCCCCAACCACCACCAACUCCCUCGAAAAUGCCAGAACUGAGCAUUAACUGUUGUGAUACACACAGCAGCCAUAUGCGUAGCUAUUACCUUCAGUAGUCUUUGAGCGGUUGAACCUCUUCUUUCACGACGAAACGGUCGAGGGAGUUUAUACGCCGUACCUGAGAGCUUUGUUUUUUCUCCUCACUGUAAGUGGUGAUAACCAGUUGCAUUGUUUCCCAACAGG
Osmerus eperlanus (European smelt) is the source of this 1451-nucleotide messenger RNA. It is a transcript of the gene pianp, whose product is annotated as PILR alpha associated neural protein. Lineage: Eukaryota; Metazoa; Chordata; Actinopteri; Osmeriformes; Osmeridae. Gene Ontology annotation, cellular component: membrane. Bases 157 to 810 code for a protein of 217 amino acids. The transcript is spliced from 6 exons. The record is from RefSeq and is a predicted model, not a curated record. Gene Ontology annotation, biological process: regulation of immune response.